AUCCCUUGCCGCGUAUCCUUUCUUCCGUUCUCAUCAUCGUAAUCGCCAUCGCCGUAUUCUUCUCCUUCUCCUUCUCCUUCUCCUCCUCUUUCUUCUUUAACCAUUACUAUCGCCACCGCCAUUGCCAACGCCACGCUUUCCUUCUUUCUGUCCCGUUCGUCCACUGCCACUAUCAGCUUGCUAUCUAGACUCAAUUAGCUUAAUUUCUCCCCCUUUUUUACGCCACCAUUUUCAUCCUGCCUGACCACUUACUUGAAUCGGGAUAAUCCUAUACCCUUCUCAUUGAACAGCACUUCACACACAUGGGAAUCUUCAACAAACCGCUCUUGCCAGCACACUACGAGAACGAGGAUGUCCAGAUCAGCGCAGAACUAUGUCCCAACAUUGCCAUCAACGUUGUUGGUCUUGCCAAGGGCGAAAUCACGAUUCUCAGCGGACAUGAGGACAUGAUCCAGAUCAAGACGAGUGUCCAGGCCAAGGAGGCGAUCAUCAAGAACGCAGCAGCACUAGAGCCCAUCCAGGACGGCAACCAAUACACCUACACGAUCCACACGCCGCUGGAGGAGAAGCUGGAGAAAGCCGUUACGUUCCAGGUGUUCGUCACAAUCCCACGCCAUCUCGAUAGUCUGGAGUCGUUCACGAUCGAGGGAGUCAACGUCGAGCUGGCGAUCGGGAACAUCAGCCAUACCUUCAUCCGGCACUUGACCAUCACGACCGGCCGGGGAGACAUCUCGAUCGACAACUUUUACGGAGAAAUUGCCACCAUCACAAAUACCAUCAGCGGCGGCAUUAGGGGCAAGUACAGCGUCGCGCGGCUAUUCGCCAUCGCCAAGUCCGGUCGCAUCAGCGCAGAUGCAAAGCUGCUUAACACGGACGACCAAGUACCCUCACCCAAAGUUAUCUGUUCGACCACCAACUUCCGAAUCGACCUCAACGUGGAUGGCACCGACCUCUUUGGCCCGUUUACAGUCGAGGCCAAGACCCAGUGCUCACCCUUGGAAGCCAAAGUGCUCCUUGCGAGUAAAGACCAGAAAGUUCUCGGCAACUUUAUCAACUUUGGUGGCGCGACCCGGAUCCGUCUAUCAGGCAACUACCAGGGCAGGAUCGAGACGAGAACGCAUUAUGGAAAGAUCUACCUGGAGGAACCAGAGUUCAUCAGACUAGAGGGAGCGACCUUGACGUUACCUUCAUUGAGUGACCGGACUGUUCCGACUCUGACUCCGUUUCCUCAGGGGCACCAACCGCGGGCUACAAAUGGUACAAAGUCAUCGUCGUCAGCAGUAUCUCAUCACUCGAAUGUGAUCUCCUCUAGGACAUCGUCUCACGGGACAGCCAUGUCCUGGGGAGAGGAGCAGUCUCCUACGCAGGUCCCGCAUAAUGGACACGUUCAACAGCCGCCGUCGCCUAAAUCUAUGAAUGGGUCGGUACAUGGCUCGAAAGCAGAGUCUACGGACGAGUCUUUGGCAGACGCUCGGUCGGUGUCGGGGCAUUCGUGGUCAGAAAAGCAGAGGAAGAAGGAAGAGGAAAAGGACUCGGUGAUUACACGGGAAAUGAUCGGCGUCAUUGGCGAGGGACCUGGAUUGAUCAUGGCCAAGAACAGCAGCGGGGACAUCUUUCUCGAGUUGAUUUAGACAAACAUUCGUCCUGUACAUUUCUUCCUUCCCUUCAUAGACCACCCUAAUAUCCAUUUUAAUACAUAUAGCGCAUUGAGUGUUGGC
This is a messenger RNA of Gamsiella multidivaricata, 1718 nucleotides long. RefSeq lists its product as uncharacterized. The coding region runs from base 303 to 1631 and encodes 442 amino acids. The transcript is spliced from 3 exons. Lineage: Eukaryota; Fungi; Mortierellomycota; Mortierellomycetes; Mortierellales; Mortierellaceae. The record is from RefSeq and is a predicted model, not a curated record.